AUGCACGUCGAGUUAAGCUGCGCCUGCGUCGCCAAGACAGUGCGCGGUAGACCACGGCGCAUACCACACGUUCGCCUACAAAACCUUCUACUUCGACCUUACAGUUUGACAAUCACUUAGUAACGACAAUUAUUACCGACGCUACACAACGGCGAUGUAAUUCUAGCACUUAUUCAAAUCAAUUAAACUUAACAUUCCUAAUUUUUACAGUGAUAUUUAGUGAUAUUUUUAGUGGUAAUAGAAAAUGGAGUUAGUAAAAUACGUAUUAAUUUUCGCAUUUUUCUGCAAUGGAAAUGCAGAACUUGACACCUUAGCUGGAGGAGAAAAGAGUAAUUACACAUUUCCAAAAGACUUCGUGUUUGGUGUGUCUACUGCAGCUGUGCAAAUUGAAGGCGCUUGGGACGAAGAUGGUAAAUCGCCAAGUAUAUGGGAUCAUUUAGUGCAUACUAACAAAACAUUCGUCCGAGACGGGUCAACGGCAGACGUCGCCGCAAACUCCUACCAUUUGUACAAGAGAGACGCCGAAAUGGUACACGAGUUAGGAGUCAACAUCUACCGAUUCUCUAUUUCAUGGCCAAGAGUACUACCCACUGGAUUUGUCAAUAAUAUAAAUCCACUCGGAAUAGCGUAUUACGAUAACCUCAUAAACGAAUUGUUAAGAUACAACAUAACGCCGAUGGUUACUAUUUACCAUUGGGAUUUGCCCCAGAAAAUUCAGGAUAUAGGAGGUUGGACUAACUCUCUCAUCGUCGAUUAUUAUACAGACUAUGCUAAUGUUCUAUUCAAGCAUUUUGCUCACAAAGUGAAGUAUUGGGUGACGUUCAACGAACCCAUGCAGACUUGCCUGGAAGGCUAUGGAGGAACCUACAGGGCGCCAGCAUUGAAUCGCCACGGCAUCGCGGAAUACCUUUGCACGCAUAACCUUCUAAAGGCUCAUGCUAAUGUGUAUCAUAUGUUCAAGACUCACUACAACGAGACUGGAGGCAAGCUGGGAAUGUCAUUGGAUUCAAAUUGGGCUGAACCCAGAUCCAAUACAGCCAGAGAUCGUGAAGCUGUAGAGGUUUAUUUAAGCACACAUAUGGGCUGGUACGCGCAUCCGGUAUACUCCCCCUCAGGCAACUAUCCUCCCCAAUUGAUAGACUUAGUGAAUGCCAAGAGCAAAAAGCAGAAUUACACCCGGUCCAGAUUGCCAGAGUUCACAAAAGAAGAGGUGGAUUUCAUUAGAGGAACAGCUGAUUUCUUCGGCCUCAACCACUAUACUACUUACCUGCUUUCAAUGGCUGAUAAGGAAGUUGGUGCUAUACCAUCUCAUGAGAAUGACGUUGGUGUAGUCAGGGUGCAGGAUCCAUCGUGGCCGUCUAUGUCUUCUUCGUCUUGGCUCAAGGUGGUACCGUCAGGUUUCCGAAGACUCCUCAACUACAUAACCAAGAAGUAUCCUGGUUACCCCAUCAUCGUCACGGAGAACGGUUACGCAGACUACAGCGGCUUGGACGACACAGCUCGAGUGUCUUACUACAGCCAUUACCUGAAUGCCCUUCUACAUGCUAUCCACGAAGACCACAGCAAUGUGAGCGGGUACUUCGCCUGGAGUCUUAUGGACAACUUCGAGUGGGAUGAUGGUUACGUGUCCCGCUUUGGUCUGUACCUGGUUGAUUUCAAGAGUCCCAACAAGACGCGGACGCCCAAGCAGUCAGCCAAGCUGUAUACAGAGGUGAUAGCGUCCAGGCGUCUCCCCGAAGACUAUAACCCUCACGAUUUCUCUGCCUUCUCAUCGGCUUCCGCCCUUGCACCCAGCCUGCUUCCUUUCAUUUUGUACAGACUACUUCACUGACCGGUCUCGUACAUUCAAUACUUUUGUAUAUAAAACUGUCUAAAUUAUACGUUAAGUAAUA
Amyelois transitella is the source of this 1892-nucleotide messenger RNA. RefSeq names its product myrosinase 1. Gene Ontology annotation, biological process: carbohydrate metabolic process. The record is from RefSeq and is a predicted model, not a curated record. Gene Ontology annotation, molecular function: beta-glucosidase activity. The transcript is spliced from 7 exons. NCBI's taxonomy places the organism in Eukaryota, Metazoa, Arthropoda, Insecta, Lepidoptera, Pyralidae. Bases 245 to 1831 code for a protein of 528 amino acids.